Molecule: messenger RNA, 1269 nt
Organism: Procambarus clarkii (red swamp crayfish)
Lineage: Eukaryota; Metazoa; Arthropoda; Malacostraca; Decapoda; Cambaridae
Source: RefSeq, a predicted model, not a curated record
AUGAUGCUAGAGAACCAGGGAACAACCUUGCAGGAACCAGGGAACAACCUUGCAGGAACCAGGGAACAACCUUGCAGGAAUCAGGGAACAACCUUGCAGGAACCAGGGAACAACCUUGCAGGAACCAGGGAACAACCUUGCAGGAACCAGGGAACAACCUUGCAGGAACCAGGGAACAACCUUGCAGGAACCAGGGAACAACCUUGCAGGAACCAGGGAACAACCUUGCAGGAACCAGGGAACAACCUUGCAGGAACCAGGGAACAACCUUGCAGGAACCAGGGAACAACCUUGCAGGAACCAGGGAACAACCUUGCAGGAAUCAGGGAACAACCUUGCAGGAACCAGGGAACAACCUUGCAGGAACCAGGGAACAACCUUGCAAGAACCAGGGAACAACCUUGCAGGAACCAGGGAACAACCUUGCAGGAACCAGGGAACAACCUUGCAGGAACCAGGGAACAACCUUGCAGGAAUCAGGGAACAACCUUGCAGGAACCAGGGAACAACCUUGCAGGAACCAGGGAACAACCUUGCAGGAACCAGGGAACAACCUUGCAGGAAUCAGGGAACAACCUUGCAGGAACCAGGGAACAACCUUGCAGGAACCAGGGAACAACCUUGCAGGAACCAGGGAACAACCUUGCAGGAACCAGGGAACAACCUUGCAGGAAUCAGGGAACAACCUUGCAGGAACCAGGGAACAACCUUGCAGGAACCAGGGAACAACCUUGCAGGAACCAGGGAACAACCUUGCAGGAACCAGGGAACAACCUUGCAGGAACCAGGGAACAACCUUGCAGGAACCAGGGAACAACCUUGCAGGAACCAGGGAACAACCUUGCAGGAACCAGGGAACAACCUUGCAGGAAUCAGGGAACAACCUUGCAGGAACCAGGGAACAACCUUGCAGGAACCAGGGAACAACCUUGCAGGAACCAGGGAACAACCUUGCAGGAACCAGGGAACAACCUUGCAGGAAUCAGGGAACAACCUUGCAGGAACCAGGGAACAACCUUGCAGGAACCAGGGAACAACCUUGCAGGAACCAGGGAACAACCUUGCAGGAACCAGGGAACAACCUUGCAGGAACCAGGGAACAACCUUGCAGGAACCAGGGAACAACCUUGCAGGAACCAGGGAACAACCUUGCAGGAAUCUUGUGCAACCUUGCAACCAGAGUCGUGGCCUCCCGAGCAACAAAGACCUUCUUUACGAUCAACAUUUAUUCGGUGUAUAUUUCGAAGUGACGUCAGCUUUUGGACAUGA